This is a messenger RNA of Pseudo-nitzschia multistriata, 1369 nucleotides long. NCBI's taxonomy places the organism in Eukaryota, Bacillariophyta, Bacillariophyceae, Bacillariales, Bacillariaceae. The record is from the annotation of a GenBank genome assembly.
AGGAAGAAACAAACCCAAAACAACCAGCAAGCACGAACCAAAGCCCUGCAAAACAGAAACGCAUUUCAAAAGAAAGGCAGUUCCUCUUUGAUUAGUACAGUGCUGCAUCACACGACACGACACGACACGACACGAAACAGAAUGGCCGAGCCAGAGAUAGCGUCCCCCGGUUCCUCUGCAGCCGUCGUCCUGGCUUCGGAAGAGGACAAGCGCGAAACCAAGAACGAGACCACAAACCCUUCCCAUCGAGAUGCGCGGUCGGAAGACGCAAACGAACACAAAGCAGCGAACGAUUCUUUUCCGUCGCCGGAUGCCUUUGUCAACAACGGUGAGUGGAGUAGAGCGGAGUGACAUGCAACGUGGUGCGAUGCGAUGCGACGGAGAUCCAUGUCCGAGAAAAACCGAUGCUUUCCGGGUGGUUCGGGGUCGGUUGGUUUUUCUUUGGAGGAAAGACAGUCGGCGAGCGCCGCUGUUUUUGAUUCUGCCGGCUGUGCUUCCGGGUCUCGCGGAUUGUCUUUUUCUUGUUUCUUGCGCUGAUUCCUGCCGCGUUUCGCUUCGGUUUCGUUCGUUUCGAACCAGGACUCCUGAGGUGGCAGGCGGCCCGGAGUGAGUGGUGUUCCGGUGGCGGAUCCCCGGCAUCGAGGGCACCGGCCUCCUUUUCGGCCGUCCAGCUCGACGUCGACGAGGUCAUCGACGUCCUUUUCGAUCCGCGGUGGAGGGGGGGUCCCCCCAGGACGAGCGGCUCGACCCGGUCCCUGGUUCCCCCGCGGUUCCCGAAGAACGUCCCUUUGCCGCAGAUGAUCGAUGUCCUGACGGACCUCUGGGAGGCGGAGGGGCUGGACGUGUAGUUUGGUGCGGAGCGGUGGAGUGGAACGGAACGGAACAAAAAGCAAGCAUGAUCACGGCGAGAAAAAUGGAGUGGGUAAUGUCCCCGGUCGAACGCUCGGAACCAAACAUACCAAUUGCUUGAAACGAGCCACACGUUAAAUUUGCGAGAUCGAUCAAUCUAUCCACGAGUUAUGAAUGCAUUGUCAUCCAUCUGUUACAACUCGAACUCGCAACGGACGUUCCGGUAGGUAAUUUGGUGCACGGUUUGUUGUGAGAUAGUACUUGGACUAGAGUACUGUAAAGUACAAGUAGCAUCUUCCGAUUUCUGGCAUCUCAAUAGGUUUGUUUGUUUGACCGGGAGAAACCAACGGAAAUGGCGAACAGCAAUGCCAAUGAAUCGUAUGAAUGCGAUGGCCUUCGUUUCAGACAAAGGUGUUCCUGGUAUUAAUGCUUAUUAUAUUUCUGUUUAUUGUACGUUCUGAUUCGAAACGACUCCACCAACGAUAGAUGGUUUUCGCCAGCAUGGAUUAUAACGCACCAC